Toxotes jaculatrix (banded archerfish) is the source of this 4801-nucleotide messenger RNA. RefSeq names its product mucin-17-like. Bases 1 to 4722 code for a protein of 1573 amino acids. Lineage: Eukaryota; Metazoa; Chordata; Actinopteri; Toxotidae. The transcript has 5 exons. The record is from RefSeq and is a predicted model, not a curated record.
AUGGCUCUGUCCCAGGUACAGUGCCUUGACGAUAACCAUGUGAACCCUCGGAUACACGAGUCCAAACCGGAGUUUUUCUACUGCGAAGACCAGCGGCUGGCGCUGGAGGCUCUGCUGCGGCAUGGUCGCGAAGCGUUUGUCAAGUACCUGCAGGACCGAGGCCUACGGGGCUUCCUGUCAGACCCGGAGCUGGAAAGUCUCGCCGGCGCGGUGGAGCCCUAUGACCCCGGCUUGGAGCUCUUCCCUGGGAAUGCGGAGGACGGCGAGCCCCCGCUGUCACUGCAUUACUGGCCCGAGCUGUCGGACACAUCCAUACCCCAGAUGGACCUGGGCUGGCCGGACAGCGAUGCUUACCGGGGGGUGACGCGCACCACCGUUUACACGCAGCCGCCGCUAGAUGGUCAGACGCACGUCAAAGAGAUUGUCAGAAAAAUGAUUGCGCAGGCGCAAAAGGUGAUAGCCGUGGUGAUGGAUGUCUUUACGGAUGUUGACAUCUUCAGAGAUCUGCUAGAUGCUGGUUUCAAGAGGAGGGUUUCUGUCUACAUCCUGCUGGAACGAACAACGCUACCUCAUUUCCUGUCCAUGUGUCAGAGGGCCAACAUGCACCCCGGACACCUCAAGAACCUUCGUGUUCGCUGCACAGAAGGAGCAGCAUUCUACACUCGGUCCUGCACCAAGGUCAGAGGGCAACUGGGACACAGAUUCAUGUUCAUCGAUGGGGACAAAGCUGUGUCAGGGUCGUACAGUUUCACCUGGAUGUCCUCGCGUCUGGACAGAAACCUCAUCACCGUGGUUACAGGCCAGGCAGUGGAUGCCUUCGACCGGCUAUUUCGCUUUCUUUAUGUAAACUCCAGCUCUGUUGACCUCCGGCAGGUCGCCACGGAGCCUGAACCUGAGCCGGAGCCCCUCCCACAGCCGGCCACUGUCGCACCUCCUUCUGCUGCUCUUGCUAGGAAACUGUACAACCCCAAAUAUGCCCUGGUUGCAGCAGUUAACCCCAGUCCAGCCCCAUCUUCUGGCCACAGCAGCCCGAAAGAGCCCCAAAAUUCAGCGAACCCAGAGGUCCCAGAAACCAAAAAGAAGAGACGGGGGAGAGGUAGUAAAGACACUAUUCAAGAGACUCCUCCCCUCCAUCCUGGACUUAUCAAUUUAGAGAAGGCGUGCUUGAUCUCAUAUCUGCCCACCUGGCCAGAGCCUGACCCCCCCAGUGACGUAAUUGGGUUCAUUAACAUUCGGGAUGCCAACAAACCAACUCAGGUCCAUCUUCAGCGAUCUGAGAUGUUUGAAACGAGUCAAGCCAUCAGGUUUAGAAGUCCAUUCAGCAUGCCUAAGGAAACCCUGCCAGAGGUUACCCAGCCCAGACAGCUUACUACUGCUAAACAUGAGGAGAUGAGUAAAGUCCAGCCAACACAAAAGAAAACAAAAGCUGAAAAGUUGGUGGUUGACCGGGUUCAGCCAACACAACUCAAUGCAGAGCCUGAUGAUACCAAAACUAAAGGAGAGGCACCCGAACAAAAAUCAUCUACCUCUGGGCAAAAGUUUGAACCUGACAAAGACACAACCAAGGCUCUUGACAUGGAAAAUAAACUGCAUUCAAACACACCCACCAACCAAGAUGCAAGCCACAACACUACACCUGCACACACACCCUCUCAGUCCAGCAGCAAGACAUCCACUCCUAACACUGGGAGGCCUUUAUACACCACACAAACUGUUACUACACACAGCUCUGAACCACAGUCCCUCCCAGGAUCAUACACUACAAAAGAAGCAGAGUCUAGUUUAAACACACAAAGUGCUGUUGUGGACAGGACGCACACCCUGGAGUUGAGUGCCCCCACUGACUCAAACUCAGACUCUGACCAACAUACACAAACAAAGACAGAGCUGCCACAGACAGAUUCACACACACAGGCUGUUCAAACACAGCAACACAACUCCUCUGAGAUGACUCCUAACAUCCAGACUCCCACCAUCCACAGCCACAUUUCCACCUCCGCUACUUCUGCCACGCGCCCUCAGUCUGCCAGUUCCACCUCUCUUUCUGAGAAAAACCACACUGCUCUUCCUACAGUGCACUCAAGGAUAGCUACCAAUGUUUGCACUUCUGCGCCCUCCACCAGCUGCUCCUCUUCCGUUCCUCCUAUCUCUUCUUCUACAGUUCUAAAUCCUCCCCUCCCUCCGUCCUCUGCUCCCUCUUCCUUGAUCUCAACUCCUCCCAUCCCUAAACCUCGUACUGUCCAGCUGGUUAUCAGAGACGACGGCACCAGCAGCUGCCUGAAGCUGCCAGAGAUCAGUGUUGUCAGGAGACCUGAAAGCCUGGCCAGCAUGGGGCCUCCAGUGGUCCACAGUAAGCCUGAUGUUGUAGCAAAUGUUGCACAGACACCGCCAGAAAAAGAGCCAGAGACUGUCCCACAGCUGCAAAACAACAGUGGAAGCAAAACAGAAGCUCAAAAAGACACUGAGAACACAGGAAAUCCCGAAGAAGCUCCUCAGCAAAAGCAGAAUGUGACAGUUGGACUUCAUGAUGACAGAGCAGCAACGCAAUCGGCCGCUGGAACCAAAACACAAGCCCAGUCAGAUGUUUUCAUUACUGAUGCACCAAAGGAAGAUAGUGUGAAUAUUCAAGAAAUAAAUCCAAAAGAAGUUGAGCCCAAGAGUUUGACAUCAACAGACUGUAAAAUAACCCCAAAGACAGAGACAGACUGUGUAGCCACAGUACAGACAGACACCAAGGCUGAAGAAGAAACACUUAUAGACAGUGAGUUUGCUCAAGUGUCAAAUGAAAAAAGAGAAAAUGUGAUAGAGAGCAAAGCAUACCUUGCAAAAGCACGUGAACCUCAGAGAAUAUCCUAUUGUGAAUUGAAUACAGCUGAUUUAGAUGUGUUAGAGACUGUAGACUCUUUAAAAGCUUCAACACACUCACACUCUGUUUCUGCCACAACAAACUCACACACAUCCAGAGACCGUGGUGAUGACAGUACCCAAAGUCAGCAAGGUAACACAAGUGUCAUAUCAGCACACCACACUGACAGUAAGCCGAGUACAGCAAAACAUAACGCACACAUCAGUGUCACCUCUCAACAAUCAACCAACCAACAGACGACCAAAGCAUGGGGAGGCUCACACGCUCCUGAAAGACCCCUGCGCUUACAUCUCUCGGACACACACACGCCAGACUUGCGCUCUCCGACUGCUGAGCGAGAAUCACGGGCCCUUGCUGCUCUGGCACGCACUCCAACUCCAGACGGAUUUCUUCCACGCACGCCCACCCCAGACUCAAGAAUGCACACUCCAGACUCACGGCCGUACACUCCAGACUUUCGUACGCCUACACCAGACAUUAGUGAUGGGUAUAUUUCACCGAGGGAGGACUCCACCACCUCGGAGGAGUAUUUUGAAUGUAGCGACUCUCCUUUCCAUGACCCUGUUUUUGACCGAGCACCUUUUCGCAACCACGGGGCGACAGUGGAUCACGAUAGCUUCACAAACACAAAUACCCCAAAUGCUACAACCAUUACCACCAUUGCCGCUAGUCCUGCAUACAUAAAUAAUACCACUCCUUCUAAUACGUUAGGCACUACAGACAAGAAUACCUCUAGCAGUGAAACACAGAGUUUGUCUGGGCCUGCAAGAGUCUCCACCUCAUCUUCUUUACUUGAGAAAUCAAAAAUGGGGGAGGAGAAGGAAGCCACAAAUGAAGAAAAUGGGGGAGAAGAGGAUCAAAAGGGGAGGAAGCCAAGUGUAGCAGAGAGAAAGACAGAGCGAGACUCCCAGGGGACAGAGAGAAGGGGAAGCGAUGUAGCUAAGAGAACAGCAGACCAUCUUAAACAGGCUAAAGAAUUGGCAGAGAUGGUAGAAAAAGACAAGGAGGCCCAAUCCCAAACGCCUAAAAGAAAACGGGCGCUAAACCAAUCAGCAGCAGAGAGACUGGUUGAUGGAGGAGCGACUCCAGGAGAGUCGACCAAUAAGGCAACAGAUGCAAAGCGCCUGUCCACUGGUGAUCUUAAGCCAGAGAAGGUUCCUUCUGGCAGAGAGAGACCAGACAAAGAGAAAGUAGUGGACAAGGUAACAUUAAGACCCAGCGCUGUGGACAGGAAAGACAGGCCCCCGUCAACCAGAGAGACUGAGGGACAGAAGGACAGCAGGGCGACCUCCCCUUCCCGACCAAAUAGACUCCCUCGACCCCUCUCAGCCACCCAGCUUUUGGGGGCUCGUCCCUGGGGAAACCGUCAACCGAACCACACAGAAAGCAAGGUGCUCCAUGGUAGUUUCCAGGUCUUGGAUAAUACUUCAUCUCUUCGGAGACCUCCAUCCAAGCCACCUCCUCCACUGUCAGCAGGUGGUGUCAGGUCUGCAGCUGGGCAGAAGCAGGUUGAGGUCUCCCACAGCCAGCAGAGUCUCCUUUCUCGACAGCCUCUAGCGGCACAGAGCAAGGCGAGACUCGGGCAGUCACAGAAUCAACAUCCUUACCCGAAACCCCAGGCCUCCUUUCUCCACACGCACUCAAACAUGCAGUCGCAGCUCCGUCCUCGUUCCCAGAGCCAGACGGCAUCAGUGCGGGAGGCAAACAGACAGGAAGAAGGAAGGGCUCCAUUUACCUUGACCUUUAGCAGGCUGUACAGCCUUAAAGACCUGAAGGAUAAGAUGAGCAAGCUGCCAGCGCAGAGCAAGAGAGGCAGCACCAGCCCUCCGGUACAAGGACGCAAGAGUACAAGCUAGUGUGGUCGUCUUCUGAAAAAAAAAAAAAACAAAAAAAAAACAGCAGGCCUGGCAUCAUUUAGUUACUGUAACACCUCAA